CUAUACAUCAUGGCACCACCGCUUUUGCUUUCCGUGUCACGGCCUAAAAAUGUCAACGAUCUCAUUGAGCAGGUGAAAAAUACAGAAACUCAUGACAGCGAAAAAGAAGCCUUGAAUGCGUUGGUUAAAGGCAUGGUCGAGGAAUUCCGCGAUCACCCAAACCCGACUUAUUACAUCGAGGCGUCACGACUAUCAGAAAUCACCGACAGCACACAAUAUGAAGAUUUAAUCAAAGUCUUUAGCAACGUCGCUAGUGACCAUUCAAAACAUGGAAAAGCCCUUGAUCGAGAUCUCCUGCCGGCUUUUGAUCAUUGUCUUCGCCAGCACCGCGAUCGGUCUUCAGAGCGCUUUCUGACUUCGGCGCUUGGGGAGUUGCGUGAAGGGCUGGCCCAUGCAAUAGACAAUGCAUAUUUGCAGAAUCAAUACUACUUUUUAUACAUCCUGAGCACUGUACUGGAUGUAGCGAUGGAUAUCCACCUGGAAGGAAUUGAUCGAGAGAAAAUCCAUCAGCCACUUUCCGAUACGCUCCGCGGGUUGAGAAAACAUGACGAUGCACGCAUAGCCCAGGCAGCUACUUAUGCAUACGAAGCCCUUCAUGGUAUCCCCAAUAACGAAGGCCCAAUGGACGUGUUCUUGCGGACGAGUGGCACAGCCAUUUCAGCGACUGCGAAAAUCGCCAGCAGCGUUGCGAGUAUGGAUCCGGGGAAAGCGCUGAGUGCAGUACCGGAUAUACUGGAGAUAGUAGGGUAUCUUGGUAAAUUGCUCGAAUCGCUCGAGACGAUAGGAAAAACCACGAUGGACGUGAAAAAUGCCUUUCUUCAAGACAUUGAGCAGCUCCCAAAACAAAGUCCUUGGUACUCUGUUCUUCGCUUUACUGGUCCGCUCAUCGCAGGCCACGAGUUAUCCUUAUCCUUUGAGCUUCUUAAGGAUGUAAUACCGGAAUUGCCAUGUUGUGAUGAUUAUCGAUUCUGGUGCGGGCUAUAUGACCAACUUGAACAACGCUGGAUGGAUGGAGAUGACAAUGCAAAAAGUCAUAUUAUCGCGUUCGUUAAAUGGACCUUCCAUCAGCAGUCGCUAAAAGACAUCAGAUCCAAGGAUAAACACGUCCAGGAUUGGAUCAAUCUGAUUUCCGACACCUUCAAAUGCCCUCAAUGGAAAGUACAAGCCUUAGAUCGCCGUCGGGACAAAUAUUUGCGAUUUCUGGUGAAGGAGAAGAGCAAGAACUCUGGGCUUCAGCGGCCAUUCCAACAUGGCAAAUCCACCGAUCGCACUGGAAAACUGCUUGAAGCCGCGUGGGGAAAGUGCAAUGAAGCCCACAGACUGUACAUGGAUGCCGGAAUCGUUCAAUAUUACGAGAAGGGUGACCUACUUAAAAUCCUCCGGCUGUCAAAUGAAAGGUUGGAGAUGGAGAAUUGUUACAUUAAUCUCAGUCUCAUAGAAAAAUCGGCAGACCGUGAGCGGAGUCCUGAGGUUUUGGGCCUGAGAGAGCGUUUGCAGAUCGACGCUCCAAGUGAAGGUCGCGACAUUCAAUUGCAGGAUCUGUAUAAGGAGCGAGAGCUGCGGAAUGGGAAAGGCAUCCCGAAACGAAUUCUGAUUCGGGGCCGAGCUGGAGUCGGCAAAACAACUCUGUGCAAAAAGAUUGUACACGAUUUCAUUCACGGCAAGCUAUCGUCGUGGAAUGUUGACCGGGUCCUUUGGAUCCCUUUACGGAAGCUAAAGGGAAAGGAUAACCCUGAGCAAUUUCUGAUUGAGGAGCUUCUCUCGAGGAAUGAAGACAAAGACGUUCUGAGCACAUCUUUGCGGCAAACUAUUGUUCAGCCCAAGACAAGGACGCUUUUUCUGCUCGAUGGUUUCGAUGAAAUUGCAGGAGAGGUGGUCAGCAAUAACAUGCUCAGGGCCCUUCUCAACCGGGACAAUGUGAUUGUCACGUCUCGACCAUAUGCGCUUGAUCCGUACAGCCUAAAUACCUUCGAUCUCGAGCUUGAAACAGUGGGAUUUCGCCCCGAUCAAGUAAAGGAGUAUGUGAACCAUGUCUAUGCCGAGCAGCCGAACCUUGCCAGUGAUAUUCAUGGAUUCCUGAAAAGCCACUGGCUGAUCGCAGGGCUGCUUCAAAUUCCAAUUCAACUUGAUGCCCUCUGCUACACCUGGGAAGAGAACCCCCUGUCUGAAGACGUGAACACCAUGACUGCAUUGUACCGGGCGAUGGAAGUGAAGCUAUGGAGAAAGGACAUGGUCCGACUGGGUAAAUGUGAUGACAAUAAAGCAAAAGACUUUUGGGAUCGGGCACCAAUCGAAAACCAUAUGCGUGAUGAAAUGGACCUGCUGGAAAAGUUUGCGUUCAAUGGUCUGGUGAACAACCUAGUCGAGUUCCGCCUGAAUGACCGAAGGAUAUUGUACAAAACACUUCCAGGCAAGGUUGUCGAGACCGAUAACACGAUUAAGGAGCUUUCCUUCCUGCGUACCGCGUCAGAAGAUGAGGAUCGAACCUACUAUUUCAUCCAUUUGACAUUCCAAGAGUAUUUUGCAGCUUGCUAUUUUGUAAGAUGCUGGAUAAACCAAGAGCCACUGCAGUCCAUUUCCCUGGAAUCGGCCCAGCUCAGCUCUCUCGAACCAGGAAAGUUCUUACUACAGGAGAGAUAUAAUGGGCGCUAUGAUAUUAUGUGGCGAUUCGUCUCAGGGUUGCUCUGCCACCAGGACAGACGAAGUUUAGUUCAUUUCAUGCAGGCUCUGGACAGCGAUCCAAAAGAUUUACUUGGGCCUGCACAUCUGAGAAUCCUUAUGCAUUGCUUCAGCGAAAUAUCGGUAUCAGAAAGCAAUGGUAUCCUGGGAGAGAUGAAACAGGAUUUAGAGGAGAGGUUGUUACGUUUAUUCUUAACUGAAUGCAAAUCACCAUACUCUAGUCUUCAACUGGCUCAUGAAAUGGAGUUCCCAGAGGCGAUCUUGAAAGAUGUUCUAGAGAAAGGAACUAUUCUGCAGAAGAAGUGCUCUCUGAAUGCAAUUUCUCGACGUACACAAAUAUCAUUCAACCUCUUCCAACAAGUGGCAGCGUUGGUCUCUGAACCAGAUGAGGACGUACCAAGAUUGAUCGGGGAUGUUCUCGGUCGGCAUUGGAGUGUCUCGCCUGAGGCAGUUGUGGGGUUCCUCAACUCAAGAGACACCUCUGAAACUAGACAGGUCAUUCGUUUUUGUCUUCAUAAUGAAACCGAAUUGCCAGAUGAUAUUCUCCGCUCUUUGAUAUCCGGAUUUGACGACACUGAGGAUUCUAUCCCGGAUUUGGGGGCCGAUAUCCUGUGCAAUCAGCGCUCACUGCCAGCACACAUAGUUGCCGAGAUGAUGCCCUUGUUAGAACAUGAAAAUCCUUAUGUUAGGGCAUGUGCUGUUAGAGGGCUAUCCGAACACCAACUUGUCGAUAGGACAGUUUUUCAUAAAAUCCUAAAUCUUCAUGACGAUCGGGAUUCGAAGGUCAGAAGGAAAGUGGUUCAAGCUUUGGGAUAUAUAUAUGAUUGCCCGGAGGUGUUGAAGCCGUUGGGUGAUCUUCUCACGGACGAAGAUGAAGAAGUAAGAGAACACGCUGUUGAGUCCCUGGGAAAACAGCGAACUCUACCACCAGAAGCCUUGGAGAAUCUGUAUAAAAUGAUUGAGGAAGAUAGUAACGAUUGGGUGAGACGAGUAGCAUUGUCAGCUUGGAGUAAACAUGGCCCGUCUGAAUUUGUUACUGAAAAGCUGUUCUCCAUGUUAGAUGACGAUGUGCUAGGAGGUCAAGCAGGUAGCUGUCUAGAAAGACAGUCCUCACUGCCACAUGAGAUUGAAAAAUCACUGCUCUCCAAGCUAGAAAGUGGAACUCAAUCACAAAAACAUGGCGCUGUUUCUUAUUUGCAAAAUCAGACAAACCUCGAUAAUCCGACUCUCCAAGCACUGUUCAACAUUUUAUCCCUUCCAAAUGAAGAUGCAUUGCAGUUUCGGGCAAUUGGAAUCAUUGGGAAUCAAACAAAGUUUCCUGACUGUGCUUUGAAGCCACUGGCAUCUUUGGCGGUUGGGGGAAACCUUGUGCAGGAAGAGGCAAUCAACGCUCUAGGCCGACACCGAAAAUUGCCAGAAGAUAUACUGGAAUUAUUCAUUCCGCUGUUGAAGGAGGAAUUCCCGAUAUAUAAUUCUUCAGCUAAAGCGUUAUGCAACCAACACAGUCUACCGACCGCAAUAAUAGAGCAAGUCAUUUCUCUGUUGGACAGCAAAUCCGUUGGGCGUACAGAACGUGACGCAGAGAAAGUCCUUAGAGGUCGUCAGGAUUUCUAUGUGUUAUUGCCGAGUCUCGAUCGAAACAUCUGGACAACAUUAUUGCAAAUCUGGUUUGAGAGAAGUCUGGACGAGAACCUGAGUUGUUACCGUUCAGAUGAUUGUUUUGUCCUAAACACUCCACAACAAACAUACACGAUACGCAUGUCAACUGAUUCUCAAAGGGAAACUCUUGAUUAUGCUUUUGGGGAACUGGAAAAUUUUCAAUCGAGUUUCCCAGCUCUGGGCGAAGAGCGGGAUUAUUCAGAUUCCUCAUCCACAAGCGAUGAGGAUGGAGAUUCACAUUCCCCAACUGAGAUUGAAGGGGACAAGGAUUCAGGUUGCUCACCCCCAACUUCAAUCAGUGAGCAUGGAGAUCCAGAUUCCCGCACAGUUGCAGCUGAAGACCGUGGCACGAAAUGGAUUUCCUUGUUUUUGGCUACAUACUUUUUCUGUUUCUCUGUGUUUUUGGCGUUUCUGGCAAGAUAGAUACACUUCUGUUGCUUUAUAGAAUCUACGAGCAGUUCAAUUUCACCAUGAUUAUUACUAUCAGCUGUGCAUAUCUGUAUAUAUAGAUGAGUCUGUCAUUCGAUUGGUGCAUCAUAAGCCGGGUACUUAUUCUCUAUCUUUCUUAUAAUUCACAACAUCCAUACAGCCUUCAUCUGCAUCCUCUCCAUCAAUACAAAGUG
Aspergillus wentii DTO 134E9 is the source of this 4961-nucleotide messenger RNA. RefSeq names its product NACHT domain-containing protein. NCBI's taxonomy places the organism in Eukaryota, Fungi, Ascomycota, Eurotiomycetes, Eurotiales, Aspergillaceae. The transcript has a single exon. Bases 10 to 4761 code for a protein of 1583 amino acids. The record is from RefSeq and is a predicted model, not a curated record.